GAAAUCAGACUUUUUUCCCGACAUAGUCGAGGAAAAUAUUGAUGAAAUCUCUAUUUUUAUGUAAACCUCGUAUUUUUGUUUUAUAAGUCGUGUGAAUUAAAGCGUUUUAUUAAAUUUGAAAAAAAUCGAGUAAAAAGUGGAUUCAGCGGGCUGGAAUUUUAUUUUGAAGGAUCGCGUAGGAGUUUGUGAUACACGACUGUGGCUGACUUGACGGUGCAAAAGCAGCCAGCCGCUGGAAACAGAAGAAAACUGGAGAUGCUUUGAGAGUCGGUUGUGUUUGGUCUUAAGCUCAUCUUGCCACAGUACAAAUGCUGAGUUUGGCUCCAAAAUUAGUGUACUUCCCCCCUGAGCGGCCUUAGCUGACGGCCACGCCCCGGAGCCACCGAGCAGAAGCGGACAAAAGCCGCUGCUGGUUUGAAAGGCAGCAGGUCGGCCAGCGGAGAGGAAGCGCGAGGAGCGUCGGCAGUGCGGGAGCCAUGAGAGAGUACAAAGUAGUGGUUCUGGGCUCCGGAGGGGUCGGCAAAUCCGCACUGACCGUCCAGUUCGUGACCGGAUCUUUUAUCGAGAAAUACGACCCCACGAUAGAGGAUUUCUACAGGAAGGAAAUCGAAGUGGACUCGUCCCCGUCCGUGCUGGAGAUCCUGGACACGGCGGGGACCGAACAGUUCGCCUCCAUGCGAGACCUGUACAUCAAAAACGGUCAGGGCUUCAUCCUGGUCUACAGCUUGGUCAACCAGCAGAGCUUCCAGGACAUCAAGCCGAUGAGGGACCAGAUCAUCCGGGUGAAGAGGUACGAGCGGGUGCCGAUGAUCCUGGUUGGGAACAAAGUGGACCUGGAGGGGGAGAGGGAGGUGUCGUCCGGAGAGGGCAAGGCUCUGGCAGACGACUGGAACUGCCCGUUCAUGGAAACUUCAGCCAAAAAUAAAACGUCUGUGGACGAGCUGUUCGCAGAGAUCGUCAGACAGAUGAACUAUGCCGCCACACCAAAUGGCGACGACCAGUGCUGCUCUUGUGCCAUCCUUUAAGAUAGAAAAACAAAAGAAAAGUUUUAUUUCAUGCUCAGUGAUGUGUGUUGCAGCAAGUGCGUACUCUUGAGCUCUUCUUCGUGUCUUACCCUGGCCUUUGAGGAAUAUGAAGGAGGAAUGCUACACAGGAUGAGGAGGAGAGCAUUUGAGACUGAGGGAGGAGUCCACUUUUCUGGAAUUCUGCUGAGCUGAUAGAGGAUCUCUGCUGUACGAUUACUGUCCACCAUUGAUGUCAGCAGUGUGAGAUCCAUUGUCUCAGCAACCCCUCCUUCCAAGUUCCAACUGUACGCUCAACUGGAAUUAAAUCCCAAUGGAAACAAUGUGGAAAGCAACACUUUGAGACACUCGUGAAUGGAUAUUUCUGUCAGAAGACAGAGGGAUAGAGUAUAUUUUGCUAAAUAACCGCACAGUUCAGCAUGGGUAAAGAGUUGGGUGAUUGCUGAUCCCAUUUUGGAAUGAUACUCCACAACACUUCAAGUCCUUGUUUUUCCCCCAAACUUGGCAGAAAUUGACAUCACUUAACUGCUGAUGGAGUUGUGCGAAUAAUGCCACUAUUUCCUUCAUUUCGUCAGCAUGAGAGGACCUUAACUGAAGUGACACAUGGUCAGUGACCUGAUUGUCCUUGUGUCGAGUGCCUUUCCAAAACAAAUCAGCUAUUCAGUUUUAGUGCCAACCUGCAGUACGUGUAUCAUCACCAAAAGAACCCAUCAACGUGACAAUCUACAAACUUGUCAACUGUUCUAGAUAAUCUCGUAAGAGUGGAGACUUGGGGGGGGGGGGGGGGGCUAAAAUAGGCAUUUUUGUUAAUGGAAUGGCAGUUUUCUGUCUGUUUUCUGUUGGCCUUUUUGAAGUCUAAGGUAUUCAUUUUGCAUUUUCUGCUUGGUCUGAUCAAACCUUUUCUUGAAAUGAGCAGGUACUGGAACUCCUAGAUGUAACAACACCAAAUGCUUAUCUUCCAGACCACUUGAAUCAAACAAAUUGUUGUUCUGUUUAUUUUGUUGUUGUUUUUAACUGGAAAUGUGAUGAUGUAUCAUUGACAAAUCUAACCUGAUUGUAACUUUGCCAGACCAGCCUUUUAACAGUGGGCAGUCUGUUUUAAACACAAGACUUUUAAUACAAAAGGCAUUUUUUUAAAAAAAA
Molecule: messenger RNA, 2165 nt
Organism: Thalassophryne amazonica
Lineage: Eukaryota; Metazoa; Chordata; Actinopteri; Batrachoidiformes; Batrachoididae
Product: ras-related protein Rap-2b
Exons: 2
Coding region: 477-1025 (182 amino acids)
Biological process (GO): negative regulation of cell migration; Rap protein signal transduction
Cellular component (GO): plasma membrane
Molecular function (GO): GTP binding; GTPase activity; GDP binding
Source: RefSeq, a predicted model, not a curated record